UUGAACGGUCGAAUGCGAAACCUCUCAGUGCCUGAAAUUUCAAUCCAAUUCUAGUUGCCAUUGCUUUUGUUUUCAUGAUACUCACCAGUAUACAGUGUUUAUAUACGAGUAUAUUAUUAAAAAUUACCUGUAGUGUAAAGUUAAUAUUAAAUAUUUCUAAAUGCCGCCAAGUGCUUUAAGACAAGGUAGUAGAAUGUUAAUCAAACUACCUGACAAAGUUCACGAUGGAUAUUCGUAUUAUACAUACCGUUCAAAUGAUGAUAAAAACUACGUCAGAUGUCAUAGCCGUACAGUGAAUAAGUGUCCUGCCAUAGGGAAAUUAGUUGAUGGUGUACCAUUUCUUUCGAAAGACCAUAACCAUGCCAAAAAUCCACUGUUAUCGUGUCAGCAUCAGUUUCAAAAGGUUUUGUAUAAAGCUGCGACUGAUCGACCGUUUCAAUCAUUCAGAUUAGCCUAUGAUACUCAGUGUCUUCUGCAUUCUGAGGCUGCAGUAACAUUAACGUGGACUAAAAUGCAACAAGUUAUGCAGCGAUGGCGUUCACAAGUGACUCCACAGCACCCUGAGCAGCCGAGAAAUUUGAUUGAUUAUGGGAGAUUACUGCAACAGCCCGAAUGGCAACAUUUAAUCUGUUACAACAAUGGUAGAUUAAGGGUGCAAACUGUUCAGGCUGCUGAUACAUCAUCUAUUACUAUUAUCGGCGAUCCAAAUUUUUUGACAUUAAUAAAUCCAAAGAGCUUGUUUAUGGACGCAACUUACAAAAUAAAACCAAAAAAACCGAAAAUUUUUCAAAUUUUCAUGAUCACGGGAUUAGUAUAUGAUACGGCUGUACCGGUAUGCUGCAUGAUCAUGACUGCUAAGUCCACAUCAGCUUAUACAGCAGGAUUAACGCACUUCAAGGGAGAAUUUGCUUCGCACUUUCAACCUGAUGUAAUCAUGACUGAUUUUGAAACCUCGUUACCAAAUUCUAUUCGCUCAGUGUAUCCGCAAGCUAAACAUGUCGGCUGCUUUUUUCAUUACUGCCAAGCAGUGAUGAAAAAAUUUAAAGAAUUCAAAUUAUUGGAACUAAGUAAGCAGUGGUUGCCAGGACAAAUUAUUAUGCGAAAAGUGAUGGCUCUUGCUUUAUUGCCUCAUCAUGAAAUAAUUCCAGCGUUUCAUUGGUUACAAGCGAACUUACCCGUUGAUAUUCGCCAAAUAUUUACACCGUUUCUCAGAUAUUUUAGACGUCAAUGGAUAAAUCGAGUACCUCCAAGUAGAUACAGCGUACUUAAUGAAAAAAAUCGGACUAAUAACUUUUCGGAAUCAAACAACCGUCGGAAUAAACAGCGAUUUGGAAUUCAUCCGAAUAUAUGGACAUUUACAGAAAAACUGCGAGAUUUACAAGCUGUAACUCACAUAGAGAUCUUGUCAUUGUUUCGCGGUGAAACAAUUGUACGAGAUUCUCGUAGUAACACUGUAAAAAGAGACCAGGACAUUAAAAACGCUUGGCUUUUAUAUGAACAAGGUCUAUUAAAUAUGCCAAAUUUUCUAGCUUAUGCUAGUUUGUUUUUGAAGCCGACUUAUUUGGAAAUUGAAAUCGAGCAUAUGGAUCUCAGAAGAGACGAUGAGGAAGACAUUAUCAUGUUUGGAGAAAUGGUCCUACAGCCAGCUGAAUACUACCUUGCAAUGGAUGUCUUCCAAGAAAUAGAUAUUCAGUUUGAAUAGCGGUGCACCCAUAAUUUUAAAUAGUAAAAAAUAUUUGUUUUGUGCU
Messenger RNA from Cotesia glomerata, 1748 nucleotides. RefSeq lists its product as uncharacterized. Bases 161 to 1702 code for a protein of 513 amino acids. Lineage: Eukaryota; Metazoa; Arthropoda; Insecta; Hymenoptera; Braconidae. The transcript is spliced from 7 exons. The record is from RefSeq and is a predicted model, not a curated record.